This is a messenger RNA of Kockovaella imperatae, 573 nucleotides long. RefSeq lists its product as hypothetical. The transcript is spliced from 4 exons. The record is from RefSeq and is a predicted model, not a curated record. Bases 1 to 573 code for a protein of 190 amino acids. Lineage: Eukaryota; Fungi; Basidiomycota; Tremellomycetes; Tremellales; Cuniculitremaceae.
AUGCAAUCCAUCCAGAACGCCGCCAGCCAAGCUGCUAGUGUAGCUGCCGAUCUCGCUUCCCAAGCUACCACCCAAGUGUCCAGCUUGGCGGGUCAAGCGGCGGAAGCGACGGGACUAGGUGUAGGUGGUCAUUCCCAUGCUGAAGAACACCUUCAUCGUUCUACUCUCCCACCCGAUUCGCAAGCCACGCCCGUGAAGAAGAUGGACACCGAAGGAUUGGCAGUGUUUGAAGGCAAGCACGUCAGGCAUGAUGUCUUGGUCAAGAUCAAUCAACUUGCCAUCGAUGACAAGCGACACGGUCUGAAAGAACUCGCCUCGCUUGACCUCGUCACUGAUGAAGGCAAAAAGGGUAUCGACUACUACCAUCCUUUGCGAUAUUUUACCGUUCAGCGACCUAUGGGCGAAGACUUCAUUGGCGAAGUAGAGCUCGAGGCAGGGAGAUGUAUUCACAUUCGGUGCCACAAGGCCAGUCCAACCACCGAAGCUACCUUCCAUUCCAUCGAUACUCGACCCUCCGAGGAGGGUGGAGCGAUCUUCACAACUGGAGAGCCUCUUGGAUGGUUUGAUUACUAG